This is a messenger RNA of Ilex paraguariensis (yerba mate), 588 nucleotides long. Lineage: Eukaryota; Viridiplantae; Streptophyta; Magnoliopsida; Aquifoliales; Aquifoliaceae. The record is from the annotation of a GenBank genome assembly.
AUGGUAACUGUUGAUACAGCCUUGCCUCAGCAGAAUCUUCUGAGGAGUUUCAUGUCUAACACACAUGGGGUUGCUUGGGUGGGUAUAUCAACCUGUCCUAUGUACACAUUUGGUGGGGGUCCAAAGAGCCAUGAGAUGAUGGGAAUCUUCAACCAGAACAGAUCUUGGGAUAGGCCAAGGGAUGAACCUAACAUCUCCUAUUUUUAUCCCCACCACCCUCCAUUCAUGACUGCUAUGCAACAGCCACACUACCAGUGCUAUCCUUCUAGCUUCUCAGACUCCACAGCCUCAACACCACAAGUCUCAGUCACUGAACCCACAUCAUCACUUUCAGAGGACAUCAUGGCAAGCCAGUGUGAGACCAUUGCACCACCAUUUAUAGACUUUCUUGGAGUCGGAGCCAUAUGAAAGUUUAACUUUCUUGAGCAUCUCUAUGCGGGCAAAGUUCCAUGAUGAACCGAGAAAAAGCUAUUUUGAGGCAAAAGAGAAAACACAAUUUGUUGUUUUUCAGUUGGGUGACAAUGAAGUAUCGAUGCCAUGUCUUUUGAAAUCUCACCAUCUUCCCUCUUUUGAAACCUUAUUCUCAAC